Pimephales promelas (fathead minnow) is the source of this 787-nucleotide messenger RNA. The record is from RefSeq and is a predicted model, not a curated record. NCBI's taxonomy places the organism in Eukaryota, Metazoa, Chordata, Actinopteri, Cypriniformes, Leuciscidae.
AUUCGGGAGGAAUCACGUGACCUCCAGUCAGCUGAUCAUCAAAUCCUGCGUCCUGUAGCUCGGGUCAUAGCGAUGGUAUUAUAAUCAUUUAAUCGUGAUAUUGAAUAAACGGACGCUAUAUUUGAACGAUUUAAUCGGCAAAGCGUCUCAGUAGUUUGAUAUAGUGUUUAAAUUAAAGAAGAAAGAUGUCGGGAAAAGAACGGAUCGACGUAUUUCCCUCUAGAAUGGCUCAGACCAUUAUGAAAGCCCGACUGAAAGGAGCUCAAACUGGCCGUAGUUUGCUGAAGAAGAAAGCUGAUGCUCUGUCCAUGCGAUUUCGUCAAAUUCUUAGAAAAAUAAUUGAGACUAAGACUCUGAUGGGAGAGGUGAUGAGGGAAGCUGCCUUCUCAUUGGCUGAGGCCAAGUUUGCUGCUGGUGACUUCAGUACUACAGUCAUUCAGAACGUGAACAAGGCCCAGGUGAAGGUCAGAGCAAAAAGGGACAAUGUUGCAGGAGUCACUCUUCCGGUGUUUGAGCAUUUCCAUGAGGGAGGAGACAGUUAUGAGCUCACUGGUCUGGCCAGAGGUGGAGAACAGCUGUCUCGUCUGAAGAGGAACUACGCUAAAGCCGUGGAGCUGCUCGUGGAGCUGGCCUCGCUGCAGACAUCUUUCGUGACACUGGACGAGGCCAUCAAGAUCACAAACCGCCGUGUGAACGCCAUCGAGCACGUGAUUAUUCCCAGGAUCGAGCGCACACUUACGUACAUCAUUACGGAGCUGGAUGAACGGGAGCGAGAGGAAUUCUACAG